AUGAUUGACCAUUUGUUAAGGGAGUGUCCGUAUGGAAUAAGCGGCUCGUUUUGGUACGCUUCAGGGGCGACAAUACAGAUUCUAUUAUUCUCCAUGCUGGCAGUUCAACUGAAGACCAGGGCCCCUGGGGCUAAAACUUUUCUCCAGGUCAUCAGGGCCCGCUUCGGGAAGUCAACCCACAUAGUCUUCUGCAUCUUCGCACUGGCCACCAAUGUAAUAGUGACCGCUAUGCUGAUGUUAGGAGGCUCGGCCGUGAUAACAUCUCUGGUCAAGUACAUCAGCGUGGAGUACGCUACCACCCUAAUCGCUGCCAUUAUAGGCGGAUACACCUUGAUCGGUGGACUGGGGGCCACGUUCUACGUCUGCUACUUCAACACCGCCAUCAUCUACAUCCUGCUGGUGACGCUCAUGUUCAAAGUGUUUGAGGAUGACUCGGAUCUGGGGAACCCUUUAGGGGAUAUAGCAUCAGUCUUUCACCUGGUCACGUGCUCCAGCGGUCCAGCAGGUAAUAAAGACGCAAGUUACCUGACUAUACUGUCUGAUGAGGGUCUCAUGUUUGGUCUCAUUAACAUAGUAGGUAAUUUUGGCACCGUCUUUGUUGACCAGUCCUACUGGCAGAUUGCGGUGGCCUCCAAGCCAAGACAAGGUGUAGUGGGCUUUCUGCUGGGGGGACUGGCCUGGUUCGCUAUUCCUUUCUCGCUGUCGACCGCGAUGGGCUUGGCUUAUGUCGCUUUGUCCACGCGUCAGGGGGAGGCCAUGCUGACUGGAGAUGACAUUGGUAUCGGUCUGGUACCACCAGUAGUGGCAUAUCAUCUACUCGGAAAAACUGGUGCGCUUAUGGUGGCUGUGAUGGUCAUUAUGGCCGUUGUUUCAACAGGGUCAGCUGAGGUCAUGGCCGUGACCUCUAUAAUUGUCUACGAUAUUUAUGCCAUAUAUUUAAAGCCCUACAGACUGGUCACUGACAGCAACAGCUGCAUACUGUGCGGCAAGGGGAGGGGAAGGAUGGCCAACCCAAGAGACAAAUGUGAGUGUGUCAGCAUGGCCUACUGCGACAAGUGUCACCUUGACACCAAGGAACGUAACGACUCACGCCGAGCCAUCAAACCGGACUAUCAAUGCCAAAUCCACGGGGCAUUCCGCGUGUACAACGAUUAUCUGACCAGGGUCAAGAACUGGACCACGGUCUGGUCAACAAUGGCCAUCAUCCCUCUGACCAUAUGCCUCUAUAUGAUUAAGGCCAGCCUCGGCUGGGUUUACCUUUUCAUGGGGAUCCUGGUUGGUUCAGCCGUGAUCCCGAUAACUCUGGCCAUGUUCUGGGAGAGACUGACCAGCGGGGCCAUGAUGGCCGGUAGCAUUGGCGGAGCCGCGAUGGCCAUCUCGGUCUGGCUAGGGGUGGCCUCUACAUACGAGGGUGGUUUAGGCAGCUGGUGGACUAAUACAGGAAAGGAGUUGGCCAUGUUGUGCGGGAACCUGGUCGCUAUUCUAGGAGGCGGGGCUAUCACGGUGAUUCUCAGCUUCUUCAGUAGCUGGCACAACGACUGCUCCAUGGGCGAAGAGAUCUGGGAGACCACUCGAGACAUCGACAACCCACUGUCCCCUUGGAUGGAGAAAUAUGAAAAGGAACUCCAUUUGACCGGAUCGCACCGACUGGACAAUCGACCCUCACUCCAAGAUGUCCAGAAGGCGUUCAGGCGAGCUUACCUCAUGGCCAACUCAAUGUCCACUGUCUUGUCUGUUGUGCUGGUCAUCGUCUGGCCUGCGCUGAUGGUGACAGUGGACAUCAUGUCAGUGACGCAGUUCACUGGAUGGGUCCGUGUAACAGAGCUCUGGGUCUGGCUAGCUAUGCUGACCAUGAUUGUCCUUCCGUUGGUCAAUGAGUGUUGGGAUAUUUGGUCAGCUUUUAUUAAUAGGAACAAAAUACGAGCGCUACCAUUGCAGAGCCAACACCUACACACGUCAGACCACCUUAACCACAGCAAACGUUCGAUCCAUGGCAAAGGUCCUGCAAGCCGAGUGACCAAGAUGAAUCAUGACUAUAGUCACGCCAACCCUUUGGAAAUUGUUGACACACUUCCGGGAGAAACGGAUGACAUGUACGUCAUAGCCCCGGUCGCCAUGGAUACUGGGAAGCCGCCUGGGCGGAGUAGCCAGAGAAUAAGCUCCCCAAUCGACAGUGACUCGUUAGUACAUGAACCAGCUGUUGGUCAGUAUUUACAUAAACUAACGUACUCAGCUGGUCACCAAAGCUUCCCAACCGAGACAUUCGCAUCCCCAAGCAGGACAGUGGAAUACAUUGAGAAGGGGGGCACACGAACGGUCAGCAGUCAAAUACACCUGGUCAGUCAUGCGUCAGUCACUGUCCAUGACACUAACGCCCUGCUGGUCAACAACCAGACCAACUUAAAGCUAAAACAGAACAGUGGCAGUGACAAUGGCGAAGUUUUCUGUGACAUCAGUAAGGAGGAACAUUCGGCUAACAAGCGUCUCACAGCACAUGAAGUGACAGAUUUGGACGAACCAUUAUUCUAGCCUUAAAAGAUCUUAAAGUUGAACUACACUAAUGCAUGGACACGGCGUUCUCACUGGUCAGCUCAACAGCUUCUUCUUCUUCCUCAUUCUCAUUUCACAUGUCGGAGCAGGGGUUCUCAACUUGUGGGUCGCGACCCCCAUUGUGGGUCGAUUGACGAUUUGCCAGGGGUCGCCUAAGACCAUCAAAAAUAAGGAUUUUUAUUGUCUAUUCUUCUAUUGCUGUGUGUGUCUAUGGGGGGGGGGGGGGGUCGCGGCAGAGUGGUAUAUUGUAAAAAGGGGUCGCCGAGCUUAAAAGGUUGAGAACCGCUGUGUUAGAGGGUUCAGAUCAAUAAUCCUAUAUCUGAGAUGAAUUGCGCAGUGGUUUCCAGAUCAGGCAGUUCUCCGUAUAGUUUUUAAUCUAGAGGAGGAUUUUGGGGCCAGAAUCUUGUUCGGGCCUCUUAAUAUAGUAUGCAGCUCUAAAGGACAUGGUCAGCAUUCUCUGGUCAAGCUCCACGAGGGCAAGUUUGCUAGUCAGCUCCACAACUAAUACAUGGACACCAGUUCUCAUCGGACAUUGUGCUUUUUAGAAGAGAAGUAUCUUGAACUUUCCUUUACAAACUUGGUUCAAAGAGGUCUAUUCAAGGAUGUAUUGAACAAAUAGCAUUCUUAACAGAUGUACUGAACAAAGUGAUCUCAAGAAAUAAUUGAACAAAGAGCUUUCUACAACGACAGACAUAUAAACAUUCUGAACGACCGAUACAAGCUGUGCAAUCACCAAAAUUUGACAUGUGUAUCAAAUUUGAUAUGUGUAUCAGUUUUAGCAUGAGUAUUUGAUUUGGCAUGUGUAUCAGGUUUGACACGUGUAUCAGUUUUGAAACGUGUCACAGAUUUGACACGUGUAUCAGAUUUGACACGUUUAUUAGAUUUGACACGUUAUCAGA
Molecule: messenger RNA, 3449 nt
Organism: Biomphalaria glabrata
Lineage: Eukaryota; Metazoa; Mollusca; Gastropoda; Planorbidae
Exons: 14
Coding region: 1-2529 (842 amino acids)
Biological process (GO): urea transmembrane transport
Cellular component (GO): plasma membrane
Molecular function (GO): urea transmembrane transporter activity
Source: RefSeq, a predicted model, not a curated record